This is a messenger RNA of Trypanosoma rangeli, 1140 nucleotides long. RefSeq names its product ubiquilin. The coding region runs from base 1 to 1140 and encodes 379 amino acids. Gene Ontology annotation, molecular function: polyubiquitin modification-dependent protein binding. Gene Ontology annotation, biological process: ubiquitin-dependent protein catabolic process. The transcript has a single exon. Gene Ontology annotation, cellular component: cytosol. Lineage: Eukaryota; Euglenozoa; Kinetoplastea; Trypanosomatida; Trypanosomatidae. The record is from RefSeq and is a predicted model, not a curated record.
AUGUUGUUUCAGGUUGUGAGUAACAUCGCGGAGAAGGUGGAUCUUUUCAUUGAAGAUGAUAUGCGAGUUGGUGAGGUACGUGUGCUGAUCGGGCAGAUGAUUGGCGCCGAUGAAGAGACGAUUCGUCUCACUUUUCAGGGUCAUGUGCUGGAGGACGACACGGCCACGUGGGCGUUGGUGUUGAAGUUGUAUCCGCUAGCCGAUGAUACCCCAUGCAAACUCUUUGCCCAUGUCUCAGAGAAGCUGAGGACGGGAUCGGCGAGCUCUGAGGCGAUGCGGGCGGCGUUAAUGUCGGUGGCCGGCCACGAAAAUGAGAGGGACGCACGUGCCCAGGCGAAGAUGAUGGAGCCCGUCAUUGACCUCAUGGUGCGGGAUCCCUCCACGCUGGACAUGAUGAUUUCCAUCAACCCCGGCCUGAAGGAGAUGCUAAACAAACACCCUGAGCUAAAACGGCACUUCUGCGACCCAGAGACCCUGAAGACGUUGAUGAUGUCACAAAUUGACCCCGACCAACGGCGCUCGCUGAGUCUAGGCAUGGGACUUCAGCUCGCGCAGCUGAGCGCCAUGCCAGGCGGCGAGCAGCUUUUUGAACGCAUGACGUCGGAAUAUAUGAAUGACAUGUCUGCCCUGACGGAAACUACCGGUCUUAGUGCUUCUGAUAGCGUCGAUGAGGCACAGGCGCGCCCCGAUCCAAACAAGGAGGCGAACAGUGAGGCUUUGCCAAAUCCCUGGGAGCAGCAACCCUCCAGUGCGGGGGGCAGAUUAGAGUCAAACCUAAUGAGCCAAAAUCCAGCUGGUCUUUUGAGUUUAUUCGGGGGUGGCCAUAAUGCUGGAAGCGCAGCACCCCUUGCUGGAUUGCCCAGUAAUCUUCCAUUUUUGUUAGCUAACGGUAAUCCGCAUACUUCAACCUCGUUUUUGCCGUCAUGGAUAACGACUUCGUCUAACGUGGGAGGGCAGGCACAACCCGCAGGUUCCACGCAGGCGGGAGAAACUUCCAGGAUUGCUGCAGAAUGGGCGCCGCAGCUAGCUGUAUUAAGGGAAAUGGGUUUUGAUAAUGAGGCACUGUGUUUAGAAGCCUUGCGUGCAUCCAACGGAGACAUAGAUGGGGCCGUAAACUAUAUUGCCGAUAAGGAUGCAUGA